Molecule: messenger RNA, 1407 nt
Organism: Dermacentor albipictus
Lineage: Eukaryota; Metazoa; Arthropoda; Arachnida; Ixodida; Ixodidae
Source: RefSeq, a predicted model, not a curated record
AUGGCCCUCGACGUCAAAGGGGCCUUUGACAACGUCAACCACGAGGCUAUCAUGGAGGGCCUCAACAAUACAAACUGCGGCAGGAAGACCCACGACUACGUCAGGAGCUUCCUCUCGGGCAGAACGGCGACGGUCGGCCUGGGCGAGCUGAGGAGCGGUAUCUUUGCAACGCCUAGCAGAGGUACGCCCCAAGGCUCGGUAAUCUCGCCCGUACUGUUUAACGUGGCGAUGCUGGGCCUAGCGAAGAGACUCGAAAAGAUCCAGGGAAUCCGGGACGCGAUGUAUGCGGACGACAUCACGGUCUGGACCACCUGCGGAACCUUGGAAGAAAAGCGAGCGGCGCUGCAAGAUGCGGCCAAGUGCGUCGAAGACUACGUGAAGGAGAGGGACUUCAGGUGCUCCACCGAAAAGUACGAACUGCUAAGAGUCGGCAGACAUCCCACCAAGGCGAAACUGGAGGUCAGCCUCGAAGGACAACUCAUACCCGAACGCAACAUGAUACGCGUCCUCGGCAUGUGGCUGCAAGGCAGCAGAAAGUGCAACCACACCAUCGGCCUCCUCAAGAAGUCGACCGAGAACGUGAGUAGAAUGAUAAACAGGGUCUCCCAGAAGAGGCACGGCAUGAGAGAAGACGACACUCUCAAGCUCGUCAACAGCCUGAUCGUCAGCAGAGUCAUGUACUCGCUACCCUACCAAGUGAGGACUAAAACGACCAACGAAGAGAUUGAAGUCGUCCUGAGGAAAGCCUACAAGACGGCGCUGCACCUGCCGAGAAACACCUCCAACGAAAAGCUGAUGCAACUAGGGGUGAGCAAAACAUUCGUCGGAAUGGCGGAAGCACAGCGGAAGGCGCAAAUGAAAAGACUAACGGGGACCUACACGGGGCGAAACCUGAUCGGUAGGCUGGGCUUCGAAAUAGGAGACGUCGACCGGUACGAGGACGUACCGGCGGGAAUUAGGAAAACUUUUAACGUAAAGCCUAUACCGAAGAACAUGGAUCCCAGGCUCCACGAAGGCAGAAGGAAAGCUAGGGCCGAAUACAUAGAAAAGACAGUGGCUAGAGAAGAGAACACUCUCUUCACGGACGCGAGCAUAAGUGUAAUAGGAAGCGAGGCAAAGGCCAUCGCGGUAGUAAUGAACAAGGAGGAAAAGCUUGUCUCGUGCGUCUCGGCCGAGAUAUGGAGCGUAGCUGAAGCCGAGGAAAUCGCCGUGGCGCUGGCGGCGAUGCAAGGCUAUAGGGGGAAUAAAUCACUAAAUAUUCUCACAGACUCGAAAGAGACCUGUCCCAACUACAUGAGGGGCAGAAUAUGCAAAACUGCCCCUAGGAUCCUCAGAGGGAGUAACCCCUCGGAGGAGGCGGAAAUCAAACACAAUCUGAUCUGGAUACCUGCAGGCACGAGGGCAUAA